ACUUCGCGUGGGUGGUGGCAACUGUAAUUUUAUUGAAAACUGUGGCAACUGAAAUUAUAAAUUUUAUAUUACCUCUCGUUAAAGAAAAGAGGAAAAAGGACAAGAACUGCAUGGAGAGCGUGCAUCUCCUUUGGUAUUAAACUAACUAAUCAGUGAUAGAGCAUAUGUCUACUUAAAGCACUUGUAUAUCUCAACUCAAACAUCCCAAAACACUCCGACUUGCAAUUAUCUAACUCAGUACGUGGACAGAGAAUGGAGAAAGUAAUUAGAUACGACCUGGAGGUACCAACCUCAGCUGAUUCUAUCUGGGCAGUUUAUGGCUCUCCCGAUAUUCCUCGACUUCUUAGAGACGUUCUACUUCCUGAUGUCUUCGAGAAAUUGGAUGUCAUUGAAGGGGAUGGUGGUGUUGGUACUGUUCUUCAAGUUGUUUUCCAUCCAGGUGCGGUGCCUCGUAGUUACAAAGAGAGAUUUGAGACGGUGGACCACGAGAAGCGACUAAUGGAAGUGAGUAUUAUUGAAGGAGGAUACUUAGACAUGGGAUGCACAUUUUACCUAAAUAGGAUUCAUGUACUAGAAAAAACCUCUAAAUCAUGUGUUAUUAAAUCGUCUAUUGUCUACCGAGUGGAAGAAGAGUGUGCUGAUGUGAUGUCUAAGUUGAUCACAACCAUACAGUUGGAGUCGAUGGCGGAAGUCGUCUCUAAUUAUGUUCUUAAGAAACAAUCUGCUUCUCACACAAACAUUCCUAAGAAGCAGUCUCUAGUGCGGAAAGAAAUUACGUAUGAGAUGGAGGUGCCAACCUCAGCAGAUUCCGUUUGGCACGUUUAUAGUUCUCCUGACAUCCCUAGACUACUUAGAGAUGUUCUGCUUCCUGGUGUUUUCGAAAAGCUGCAUGUCAUUGAAGGCAAUGGUGGUGUUGGUACUGUGCUGGACAUUGCUUUCCCUCUAGGUGCAGUGCUGCGAAGUUACAAGGAGAAAUUCGUGAACAUCAACCAGGAGAAGAGACUAAAAGAAGUAGUUAUGAUUGAAGGGGGAUACUUAGACAUCGGGUGUACAUUUUACAUGUACAGGAUCCAUGUCCUAGAGAAAACCCCAAGUUCCUGUGUUAUUGAAUCCUCCAUCGUUUAUGAAGUGAAGGAAGGGUAUGCUGAUAAAAUGUCUAAGCUAAUCACAACUAUACCAUUGAAGUCUCUGGCAGAAGCCAUAUCUAGUUAUGUUCUUAAGAAGAAACAAUUCCAAGUAUUCGGAUUAGAGGUUACACCAAAACUAAAAUUUUGUCUAUUGCUAUUUUUAGUUGUCUGUUUUGCUGUAGUUGGUGGUAUGUUAAUCGGAGGUGUUCCACUCUAAGCUCAAAGGAAUGUAAUUUAUCAAUUAAGGAACAUGCAUUGAUACUGUCCUGCGCAAGGAAUAGAUUUGAGCCUAAAAAACAUGCACUAAUACUGUUCCGCGUGUAUUGACAGAGUGUAUGUGAAGUGUAAUGUCAUGAGAGUGAAGCAAGUUAGUAUUCUGUUAUUUGAGUAAAGGGAAAACAAAUUUUUAGCUCAA
Messenger RNA from Papaver somniferum (opium poppy), 1542 nucleotides. Its product is annotated as S-norcoclaurine synthase 1-like. NCBI's taxonomy places the organism in Eukaryota, Viridiplantae, Streptophyta, Magnoliopsida, Ranunculales, Papaveraceae. Gene Ontology annotation, cellular component: nucleus; cytoplasm. Gene Ontology annotation, molecular function: abscisic acid binding; signaling receptor activity; protein phosphatase inhibitor activity. The record is from RefSeq and is a predicted model, not a curated record. The transcript is spliced from 3 exons. The coding region runs from base 253 to 1344 and encodes 363 amino acids. Gene Ontology annotation, biological process: abscisic acid-activated signaling pathway; defense response.